This is a messenger RNA of Polyodon spathula (Mississippi paddlefish), 729 nucleotides long. Its product is annotated as programmed cell death 1 ligand 1-like. The transcript has 3 exons. Lineage: Eukaryota; Metazoa; Chordata; Actinopteri; Acipenseriformes; Polyodontidae. The coding region runs from base 13 to 729 and encodes 238 amino acids. Gene Ontology annotation, cellular component: external side of plasma membrane. Gene Ontology annotation, biological process: T cell costimulation; cellular response to lipopolysaccharide; cell surface receptor signaling pathway. The record is from RefSeq and is a predicted model, not a curated record.
UUUGCUUCCAAUAUGUGGAAGACAUUUCUACCAGUGCUGUUGUUGAUCGCACACUAUCCCUUUAGUACAGCUCUGUUCACUGUGGAAAUGGCUAAAACCUUUUAUCUCGCCGAGUUUGGAAAAACUGUCAAAAUGGAGUGCAUAUUCCCGACAAGAGGCAGUCUGGACAGUAUAGAUGUGUAUUGGCACCACAUACUGUCUAACGGCUCGGAGUAUGAAGUGUAUACACUGGUAAAUGGGAACGAGGACCUGCAAUCACAGCACCCUGAGUAUAAAGGGAGAGCCCAUAUGAAGCCAGAUCUGCUCAGGAAGGGGCGGGCAGUGCUCCAGGUCUCCAAUGUUAAGAUUUCUGACUCUGGCUCAUACAGGUGCCUCAUCAAAAUGGGAGGGGCUGACUACAAACAUGCCACCCUUAGUGUUAAAGCUUCCUAUAGAAAUAUAAAGACCAAGGUAAUAAAUAAGCUAUCUGCAUCAGGGAGAUACACUGAGUUGAGGUGCCAGGCUGAAGGCUUUCCCUUGGCUGAAGUUCAGUGGAGAGAUGAGAAAGGCCAUCCUCUUAGUGCUGCAAACACCACCCAUGGAGUAUCUGCUGAUGGAAUCUACAUUGUAACCAGUGUAAUUAAGCUAAACACAAGCUAUAAUGAGAACUACACUUGCAAUUUCCGGAAUGACACAGUGAAUGAAAACUCUUCAGCAAUCCUUUAUGUUUCAGGUACUGUUUUUUACUAA